UUCCAACACUAUAGUGAUACUACUAAUAUUCUGCUUUCAAGAUUUAUUACUCUGAAUAGCAAUAGUACCAAUGAUAGUUUCCAAUCUUUCCCACUUGGUGAUUAAAAGCUGAUAUUGUUGUGCACUUGAAGCCUCUGCAAUUUCUUGUUAUGGUGAAAUCUCCAGUGGUUUAUUUGGGGUAUGUUGAAAUUGCAAUGAGGUAGGGGGGGAUAGAAAUGGAUGUUAGACAUGAGACUUCAGAGAUGAAGUAUGAUAAGUUCUCAGGCCAGGUGACCCGAAGGACCAGAUUAAGAGUGUGGUUUGUUCGGAUUUGUUUCUGCAUUUUGAUAUGGACACUUCUUGUUCAGUUAGUCACUGUUGGUGGUCUUUGGCAUCCAAACUUGUUAACUAGAUCGUUGAAUCGGAGAAAUAAGUAUAAUAUGUUAUCCAUAGAGGAAAACGUGGUGCAGUCUACGCCAUCUCUUCCACCUGCAAGGAACUACAGUAGUAAUGGAUAUCUCAAAGUUUCUUGCAAUGGGGGUUUAAAUCAAAUGCGUGCUGCGAUCUGUGACAUGGUGACAGUUGCUCGACUUUUGAAUGUCACCUUAAUUGUUCCGGAGCUUGACAAGACAUCCUUCUGGGCUGAUCAUAGUAACUUUGAGGAUGUUUUUGAUGUGAAACACUUCAUUGACUCUUUGCGUGAUGAAGUUCGGAUUGUUAAAAGACUACCAAAAAAGUUUGUCAAGAUAUAUGGAUACCAGCCACUAGAGAUGGCUCCUGUUAGUUGGUCAAAUGAAAAAUACUACCUGCAACGGAUUCUACCACUCUUCGAGAAGCACAAGCUAAUACAUUUCAAGAAAACAGAUGCAAGGUUAGCAAAUAAUAUGAUCCCCCUUGAUCUUCAGAAACUCAGAUGCCGUGUCAAUUUCCAGGCACUAAGAUUUACACCUCAAAUUGAGGAUUUGGGACACAAAUUGGUUCAUAUUCUUCGAGGGAAAGGUUCUUAUAUAGUGCUGCACCUAAGAUACGAGAUGGAUAUGUUGGCUUUCUCAGGUUGUACGCAUGGCUGCACAAAGGAAGAAGCCGACAAGCUGAAGCGAUUAAGGUAUGCAUUUCCAAGGUGGAGGGAGAAAGAUAUAGUUUCUGAAGAGAGGAGAUUACAAGGUCAAUGCCCUCUUACGCCAGAGGAGGCAUCUUUAGUGCUUGUAGCAUUAGAUUUCGACAGGGAGACACAAAUAUAUAUUGCAUCUGGCGAGAUAUAUGGCAGUGAGAGGAGACUUGAUCAGUUACGAGUUUCGUUUCCACUUAUUGUGAAGAAGGAGACGCUUUUGGAUCAUGAAGAUCUGCAACAAUUUCAAAACCAUUCAUCACAAAUGGCUGCACUGGAUUUCAUUGUUUCCAUUUCCAGUAGUGUUUUCAUACCCACAUAUGAUGGUAACAUGGCAAAGAUAGUUGAAGGUCACCGAAGAUAUCUAGGGUUCAGAAAGACCCUCCAGCUUAAUAGACGAAAGAUUGUAGAAUUAAUCGAUUUACAUAAGAACAAUACACUUUCCUGGGAUGAGUUCUCAGCUGCUCUAAAAUCAACGCACAAGAAAAAGGUAGGAGAGCCCUCUCAUCGCAAAGUAAUGAAAAGCAAGCCCAAAGAAGAAGAUUAUUUCUAUGCAAAUCCGCACGAGUGUCUAUGUGAAAAACCAAGGUGCAUCAACUUGUCACAUGCUGAAAAUGUUAGUAAAAAUUAUUGAUCAGCCAUAUUGCUGGGGUGGUAUUAGCAAUCUGUCGUAUUGAAUGACCAUGUCUUAAUGAGGAAACCAUGUAAAUACGUAGUUGUAGAUUGAAGGGUCAGAUACUUGAUAGUAGUUGAAAUACAUCUGUCGAGUGUUUAGAUUAAUGGAGCCAGAGAAACAAUUGGUCUGGGAAGAGUGCCGAAGAAGUGUUGCAGGAAACAUUGAAAUAAUCCAAGUCCUAUGCAGGAAAUACAUUCAUUUUGUCAAUAGUGUUGGCUGGAUUCAAUAUCAGGAAUAAUAUUCUGCAGAUGUUCAUAUGAAUACCAUAGCAUUUCUAUCCACAGACACAUGUACCAGUAGUUGCUCAUAAUAUUCAUUUCAGAUUUUGUAAUCUACCAUCCCUCAAAUUAGUGAAUCUUUUGUAUUUGUAAGACAACCUCGUACUCUGGUCAAGUCUUGCUUGUGUCUGAAUUCUACAUGAUGAUGUACUGUAUCAGAUUUCGCCAUCAGCAGAGUGCUCAUUCAGGAUCUUUCUUGUUU
Daucus carota subsp. sativus is the source of this 2243-nucleotide messenger RNA. Its product is annotated as rhamnogalacturonan I rhamnosyltransferase 4. The record is from RefSeq and is a predicted model, not a curated record. The coding region runs from base 216 to 1721 and encodes 501 amino acids. Lineage: Eukaryota; Viridiplantae; Streptophyta; Magnoliopsida; Apiales; Apiaceae. Gene Ontology annotation, cellular component: chloroplast; cytoplasm. The transcript is spliced from 9 exons.